UUCUAGUUUAAACCGCGGCGGCCAGGCGUUAACUGUAGCUUGAAGGUUGGGUGUGCCGUGCGCCUGCGCGAGCUGCUGGACGCUAACGGAAUCCUGCGGAGCUUCGCUAGGCCGGCAGCGGGAGUCGGUGCGGCGAGCGGACCUCGGCGGGGCCGGUUUUUCUCGAAAACUAAUGGCAGUGGAGGUACAUUGAAAUAAGGUGGUACGGCAGAAGCUAGCCUGACUGACGAAACUUGUCAAUGAUUGUACUUCAUAUUGCAAGGAGAGCCUGAAGUCAAGGGUUUCCCACUCUUAAGUGGUUUUGAUGGCAGAGAGAAGAAGGUCCUACAGUGGAGGGGAAGCAAUGGAGGAACUCAUGGAACCCAGUGGACAAAAAUGGGCCAAUAUGGAUCCAGAAGAAAGAAUGUUGGCAGCCACUACAGCUUUUACCCAUAUCUGUGCAAGGCAGGGUGAGGGAGAUGUCAGGAGAGAUGCCCAGUCUAUGCAAUAUGAUCCCUACAGUAAAGCCUCAAUAAUUCCAGGAAAGCAGCCUCUCCCUGUGCAACUGCAGUACCCACACGUAGAAAGUAAUGCCACUUCAGAAACAGUCUCAGAGGCCUCUCAAAGACUCCGAAAGCCAGUGAUGAAGAGAAAGGUGUUGCGGAAGAAGCCAGGAGGGGAAGUCUUAGUGACAGAUGAGUCAAUUAUCAGUGAAUCGGAGUCUGGUACAGAAAGUGAUAUGGAUCUCUGUGACUUAAGACAAAAGCUGAUGAGUCUGCAGUUCCAGGAAGACAGGGAAUCUCCAGCUGACAUUUCACAAAAAUUUAAUUUACCACAUGAAUACCAAGGAAUUUCUCAAGAUGAGCUCAUUUGCUAUCUACGAAGAGAAGGAAUGGCCCCUCCAGCUUAUGAACAAGACCUGAUUGUUGCCAGUCGACCAAAGUCCUUUAUUCUCCCAAGGCUGGACCAGUUGAGCCGAAACCGGGGCAAGGUAGACCGCGUAGCCCGAUACUUUGAGUACAAACGAGACUGGGACUCAAUAAGGUUACCUGGUGAAGAUAAUAGAAAGGAAUUACGCUGGGGUGUCCGAGAGCAGAUGCUUUCUCGAACAGAACCCCAGUCCAAGCCUCAGCACAUAUAUGUUCCAAACAAUUACCUAGUGCCAACUGAGAAGAAAAGAUCUGCCCUUCGCUGGGGUGUUCGUUGUGACCUCGCAAAUGGUGUCAUGCCCAGGAAGCUUCCCUUCCCUCUUUUUCCUUCUUAAGUGUUUUUUUAACCUCUUUUAUGGGAUUGUUUGGGGGUAACCUGGUUCUUUCUCUCUUUCCUUUUAUUUAAGUAGAAACAACUAACUGAAAAGCCCAUGGAACAUUAUAAAGACAUCACCUACCAUUGGUCUUUCCUAAGUCUACAUCUCAUUGGUAUUAAAUACUACUUCACUUCCUAAUGACCACUCUCAAAUCCGGUAAUUGCAAGACAAAUGCCAGAGAAAGAAAAACAGAUCUGGUCUUUCACUUUGUCAGAUAGCACUAUUUCUGUUCUAUACUGUUUUUAACCUUUGGCCAAUGUGUGAGUUGCUGUCUUUAAAGUUGCUGGGUGUUAAGCUUACUCAUUAAAGAAUUUUUGGAUUUUGUGAA
Messenger RNA from Herpailurus yagouaroundi (jaguarundi), 1613 nucleotides. RefSeq names its product HYLS1 centriolar and ciliogenesis associated (gene HYLS1). The transcript is spliced from 4 exons. Gene Ontology annotation, cellular component: centriole; non-motile cilium. The record is from RefSeq and is a predicted model, not a curated record. NCBI's taxonomy places the organism in Eukaryota, Metazoa, Chordata, Mammalia, Carnivora, Felidae. The coding region runs from base 305 to 1243 and encodes 312 amino acids. Gene Ontology annotation, biological process: cilium assembly.